UGCGAAAUUUUAAUUUUGCUGUGGUUACUGGUUACCUACCAAUCCACAGAAGGUUAAUAAGAGUAAAGUUUAAGCGUUGAUCAUUGUUGCUGACAGUAAAUACGUCAGGUUAAGUAUUAAGUGCAAUAGAAUUCGGUUGGUGUGACCGCUUUUACGAUCUGUAUUCUGUAUUAUUGUUGAACGUAAAAUACUGGUGCGAUGGCUGCAACGCUUUUCAAUGGAACCUCAAACAGCUCCAACGAUAUAACUAUUGACAUGUUGGACUAUCAGUACAUUGACAAUUGCUCCAACAUUAAGGAGCUUGAAAAAAUACUAAGGGCUCUCAGAUCUGGUAAAGAUGGUUAUUACCCCCAUCUCAUAUCACACUGUGAAGAUAAAGUUAGAGGAAUGAAUCCUACAAGCAAAGCUCUGCGAAAACUAAACCCGAUCACCAGAACAAAGGACUUGCCAGCUGAUGAGGCUGAGGUUAUAACAAACGGAAUUGGAGAAUGGAAAAAUGAAAUUCAUUCAAAUGCAUCUGAUGAUCAGGUUAAUGGUUGCAACAUUCCACCAGUCAGACAAACAACUACUUUGAAAGGGACUAAAUCAACAGUUACCAAUCCAAGUUCAAAAAGCCAAAGAAUAAGGAGCUACGAUUACAAGGCGUGGGAUAAGUUUGAUGCAGAUAAGGAAUGUGAAAAUGCAGAGAAGCAACCACAAGAGAAGCCAAGAACAACCCCAACCUCAAAAAUGUCUGAUAAAGUUGAUGCCACUGGAUUAUCAGAAUAUGAAAUGCUAGUUCGAGCAACUUCAGAAAAAGACAAAGGCAACGAAGCUUUUAAAUCAGCUGAUUUUGAGGCAGCUCUCACUUAUUAUUCACGGAGCAUUAGUCUGUCACGGACAGCUGCGUCCAUCAACAACAGAGCUCUGGCUUACAUCAGACUGCAAAGGUGGAAGGAGGCUGAGUCAGACUGUAAUGAAGUUUUACAGCUUGAGCCUGAUAACUUGAAAGCAAGACUGAGGCGAGCCACUGCUCGAAAGGAACUGUUAAAAUAUAUUGAAGCAAAGAACGAUCUCAGCUUUGUAUUGGAUAAGGAGCCUCACAAUACAAGGGCAUCGAAAAUCUUAGAAGAAGUUGAGCAAAAUCUUUCAAAGAGUUCUUCUGGUGAUGCGAGCCAGAGUUCGAGGACUGGAAGAAAGAUGAUGAUCGCUGAGGUUUCAUCUGAUGAGGAAGAAACUGAUCCUCCAACCGCAAAUCACUGUGAGAUAAAGGAAAAAGACGUACCAGAUACUGUACAGAGUGAAGUUGCACCUAUAUCUGCAACUGUCAAUGGAGACGAUACAGAAAAAGUUUCCAAGGAUGACAAAGUAGGUCCAGGUGAUGUUGAAACUACAUUUGCUGCAGAGGAGCCACAUGUGGAACAGCCACCACCUGAAAUGCCACAAUCUGUGCUUAAAAUUAAAAAUUCUGGCAAAGAGUUAUUUUUGAGUGGUCAAUACGCUGAUGCUGCACAGUUGUAUACAAAAGCACUUAAUACACUUCAGGCUUGUGCGGAUAAGUCUCCGGAUUUGGAUCAUAGCUGCAAUAUUGCACUUCUUUAUAAUAACAGAGCUGCGUGUCAUUUAAAAGUAGGUGAUGACAAGGCAUGUAUUGCUGAUUGCAAUGAGGUGCUUAUACUGAAAGGAAUGGACACAAAGGCCUUAAUUCGUCGUGCUUACGCAUUUGAGCAUAUGGAGAAGUACCAGCAAGCAUAUUUGGAUUUCAGGUCAGCUCAAACUGUAGAUUGGUCCAUCAAACAGGCACAAGAUGGUGCUAACAGAGUUGCAAGCCAUCUGAGAGAUAUACAUGGCCCAAAGUGGAAAUCUGUGUUAACAGGCGAUCGUAUGAUAGUAACACAACAUCAGAAAACUACCAAUUCAAACCAAGAAGAUGACACUAAACCAAGCGCUCAAAAACAAUCGAAACCUGACUAUGUUAAAUCCACCAUUAAACCAAAUAAUGUUCCAAAACAAGAAAUUAAAAAAGAAAAAUCCAACAAGAGUAAAAGACCGCAAAAAUCAAAGGCAGUUCCAAAACAGAAGGCAGCUGGUAAGGCUGCAGGUGCCAAGGAGAAAAGUUCAAAUCCAACAGAAGCAGAUCGUGAAAAAAAGAAAGAAGAAAUUCGUCGAAAUCUCUUUGAUUCAUUGAAGAAUAAUGGAAACACAGAAGUAAAGAAAGGAAACUUUGAAAAAGCUGUUGAAUGCUACACUAAAUCUAUGAAUAUAUGCCCUGAUGAGAUAGCCAGUUAUACCAAUCGUGCACUGUGUUACUUGAAACUUAACAAGCCAGUUUCUGCCAUUGAAGAUUGUACAGAAGCCAUAAAACGCGAUCCUAAAAAUAUCAAAGCAAUGUUCCGCAGAGCACAAGCAAAUAAGAACCUUAAGAAGUACAAGCAAGCUCUUGAUGAUCUAAAUAAAGUGUUGCAACUGGAGCCUGAGAAUAAGUCCGCCCACGCUGAGCUGAUGGUGGUCAGGAAAUUAAUGAACAACAUAAAUAAUGAAGAUUUUAUCAUCAAGCCAUCUUCGACAACAAAAAGUCCAAUGAAGAGUAAAGAUGCUGCGAAGAAGGAAAAGAAGAGAAAGAUCAUCAUAGAAGAUGCAGAUAGCGAUGAGGAGGCUGUGAACAUUAGUGAAAACAAUGGUAAAGAGGAUACAGUUAAAACAACUCCAAUAAAACCUGAUAUCGUCACAAAUGGUGUUGCAAGCAAGGAGGAAGUUCAAUCAAAACUUGAGAAUAUCAAACCUACUGUUGAACUCGAGGAAAUAAUGAAACAGCAAGUCCAAACAACUGAAGUUAUUGAGAAAAAAACAGAACAAACUGAACCGAACUUAAAGCUCAAAGAGCCCGAAGAAAUAAAACCAACUUUGGAUAAUCCUAUAGUUACAUCCACUAAAGAUGGUGUUAUAUUACCUCAAGAAAUAAAGUCACCGGUACAGCCAAAUGAAGAUACCAAACCAUCCAUUCAGCCCCAGGACCCCUUGACACCCACUAAUACAUCAACCAACCAUAUUUACAUGAACAAUACAGCACCUUUUGUUUCUCCAUAUGAGUUUGGAAAUGCAUGGAACGCAGUGCAACCCAAACAUGCUGUCAGCACAUAUAAGAUGAUACUUGACCGAGUGCCAGUUAAAAAUAUUCCAGAGCUGGUCACCAACAAGACUACAGAUCAUAUGAUUGUCACAUUUGCAAAGAUAGCACGCUAUCAUCUCAUUGCUGGGGUGAAAGAGGAAGUAGACAGAGCUUAUGGCAUCCUCAGUUCUUUAUCUUUGGCUCAACGUUUCAAUAUGGCGGCCAUGUUUCUUUCUAAACCUGACAAGAAGCAUGUGUCUGCUGCAAUCGAUGACUUAGAAGCUGCGUUGGACACUGGCUCCUUUACAAAAGCAGAUGUCGAAAAUUUAAGAGUUACAUACAUGCUUUAGUAGAUACUAAAUUCUUCAAAAAUGAAUUACCACUUAAUUGAUCCGUCAUAAGCGAUACAUAAGAUCCGCUCUUGUUCUGGACUAUGGUCAAGUGAAAACUUUUCAUAUUUAACAUAAUAAAUUUGUAUGGAAUAUCUUAUUACAAAAGUAUCCAUUUAUUUCUUUUUGUUGCUGUGUAUCUUUUUAGUAUGUUAUUUUUAUGUUUUACUAUAUUUUUAUUUAACUUCAAUCUGAUUGGUUCCCUUGCUGGUAUGCAACAAUUAUUCUUCUAAACUGUUUCGGUAUGAUAUGUGUGAAACUACUCCUUGCUUUAUUUAAGUUGUAAAUAAAUGUUUGCAGCUUUGUUAUCUAU
Messenger RNA from Ciona intestinalis (vase tunicate), 3790 nucleotides. RefSeq names its product sperm-associated antigen 1. The record is from RefSeq and is a predicted model, not a curated record. Gene Ontology annotation, molecular function: heat shock protein binding. Gene Ontology annotation, cellular component: cytosol; mitochondrion. NCBI's taxonomy places the organism in Eukaryota, Metazoa, Chordata, Ascidiacea, Phlebobranchia, Cionidae.